ACACUGUUGCAUUUGCAGCCCACACAGCCCAAAGAGGAAAAGCAAAAAUAAAAAAGGCAGAAAUGCCAACAAAAUAGUGGCAUUAACUGCAUUUCGGUACAUACGAAAUUAAUUUUCGUGUGUGUGUUAUCCCUUUCAAAACAGUUGUCAGGCUCCAAGCAGCAAAACCAGCAGCAGAAGCGCUGCAACAACAGCACACACAAAUCCACACAAAACAGAAAAACGAAAUGAACGAGGAAACCGUAGGGGAACCGAGCGAGAAAUCUGCCUCGCAAAAAACUGCAUCACCGUCAACAUCGAUGACGUUGGCCUCGGCAGCCUUGGAGCCAAACGACACUGUGACUGCUGCUGGACAGCAGCAGCAGGAACAACGUCCCACUACAAGUGCUGGGCCGCCCACAACAUCGGCCGCCCAUCAGCAGCAGCAGCAGCAGGCGUCGUCCACUCCUGACGGCGGGCCGCAGACCCCAAAACAAAAACCACAGCAACAGCAGCAGUUGCCGCCGAUGCCGCAGUUGAAUGCAAAUGAUAUGCGCGAGCUGCGCGAGAUAAAGCAGUUGUUGUGGGGCGAUAAUGUGCGCGAAGAUGUAUUCAAGCGUUGGUCUCAAGGAUUUGAGUUUAGUGAUUAUGAGCCGUCGGCAUUGGUGCAAAAACAGGGCGGCCCUUGUGCUGUGAUAGCGCCCGUUCAGGCGUAUUUGCUUAAGAUAAUUACCAUGGACACCCACGAGUUUCGAUUGUCGGAGAUAACUCCAGCAGAGUGCAAGCGUCUACUCAUACAGGCCCUGUGCAAUAUUUUACGGAAUUGCCGUGCCCCACGCUAUCGUCUUGUCCAGCUGCAUCGCCAUCGCAUCAGCAGCGACAACCAGGCAACCAAAGAGAGAGCCACCACGUCGGGAAAAGCAGCAGCAGCUGCAGCUGCAGCUGGUGGGGGAGGAGCUGGAGCUGGACCCAAUGCGAAUGAAGUGGAUGAGGAGGCCGAAGAGGCAACACCCGAAACGGUGGAGCAUCUUACAGGGAAAGACAAUAAAGCUGGACAGGCCUCGUCCCACCCUCUUUCGGAUCGUGAUCUGACUCCCGAGGAGUUCCAUGCGCGUCUCUAUACGCUACAUUUUCUCGAUGGUCCGACAGUGGUGCGAUACUUUGGUGAUCAUUACAACCAACUGACGGACACCUAUGGCGUGAUGCUCUUCAUGUAUUCGGUGUUCCUUACCAAGGGCAUUGAGCUGGUGGCCGCCGAUAUAUCCGACACCUCGGAGCCGAUCAUACACAGAACCUUUGGCUAUGGCGGCCAGUCCAUGAUAAAUCUAAUGCUCACGGGUCGUGCCGUGGGCUAUGUAUGGGACCACGAACAGGAUGUUGGCGGCUUAAAGUUGAGGGGAAUUUGCGAACAGAGCGAUAUUGGAUACAUAACGACAAUGGAACAGAUGCGCUACUGCACAGUCGGUUCGUUCUACAAGAAUCCCAGAUAUCCCGUCUGGGUGAUGGGUUCAGACACGCAUUUAACUGUGCUUUUUAGCCACGAGAAGAAGCUCGUCUCACCGGAGACACCCUCAGAGCAUGGUCGUCGCGUGUUCAAGUCCUAUGAUCCGGAGGGUAAUAACUUUAUAGCCUCAUCCCUUCUACGUGAAGUAUUGGCCCAAUUGAACCUUGUCAGCGAACAAGGAUAUGUUAAUCUCAUGAUGAAACGCUUGGAUCCAGAGAAUUUGGGCAUCAUAUUGCUGAAUGCUUUCAUGGAGGAAUUCUUUCCAUGCGAGCGACAUUCCGCACCCGAUACCUUUGAGCUAAUGCACUACAAUGGCAUACCAGGCUCCAAUGACAACAACAAGGUGCGCUACUAUUGUGGCUCGGCCAUUCUACUAGAAGGGGAUCUGAAGUCGAUUUGUGCUUCAAAUCCGAUGGUGACAUGCCUCCAGACCAAGUGGCCGAACAUCGAGAUCAAUUGGCAUGAUCCCUGGCAUACACCAUCACUGAAUUGACAUCGCCAGCUGCCAGCAGCAGUCGCAGCAGCAGCAGAAGCAGCAGCAGCCGGUGGAGUAGCAGCAGAAGACGCCACAGCAGUUGCAAAGCAGCAGCGAAAGAAAGAAAAGAAGCGAAAGCAUAAGCAGAAGCAGAUGAAGCAGUAGAGGACAGCAAACACACAAAACUAAAGCAGACAGACAAAUAUAAACACAUUUGCCUGAAUCGGGAAGAGACAGGACAGGCGACAGACAAAUGCACACAAAAAAAUUUUGAAUUUCAAAAUGCUUUUCAAACAAUUUGUGGUUUAUGUAUUUAUUGAAAAGUAAGAAGAAGAAAACAAUAAAAAAAAAACAAAGGAGAAAAACAGUUAAAAAAUGCACUCUGGAAGAGAGCAUUUUGGAGGAGAACAAUAAAA
Molecule: messenger RNA, 2374 nt
Organism: Drosophila obscura
Lineage: Eukaryota; Metazoa; Arthropoda; Insecta; Diptera; Drosophilidae
Product: ubiquitin carboxyl-terminal hydrolase MINDY-3 homolog
Exons: 6
Coding region: 228-1976 (582 amino acids)
Biological process (GO): protein K48-linked deubiquitination
Molecular function (GO): cysteine-type deubiquitinase activity; K48-linked deubiquitinase activity
Source: RefSeq, a predicted model, not a curated record